AAGUUUUCUUAAGGUCACGAAUAUGAAAGUAUGGUGGAGUUAAGUCAGUAUCGUAUAGUCGUAGAGUAGUGCACACGCGUGUGAGUGAGCACAAUAUAAAUAUCAGCUGACGACGCGACGUGUAGUGACAUUAUUCGCAAUUAUAAAACUCCGAAAAAGAAAAUGAAUAAAAUCAAUGAAGAUUUACAAAAGGAACGUGAUAAGUGUUCUUUUAAUAUUAAAGAAUUAACGACUUUGAUUGAUGGAGGACUAGAAAAAACGAGGGAAAGAAAAGAUAGAGAAAAUGUAAUGCUUAGUAAAAGAGAGGUUUUCGAUGGAGUACCAGAAGAGUAUCUCAGUCACAAGGAGAGAUAUGAAAAUGCGAUAAGGAAUUCCGUAGUUGCAUUUAGUUUGGUGCGAAAAAUGCAGGAAGAAGGCAAGACAAAUAUUAACAAUUACAGGGACGUGGUCGGAGGUCUUCUCGGAUCGUCAGUGUUAAGAGAUGGUUCUCCGCUAGGACUACAUUACAUCAUGUUUAUGCCCGCCAUUUUGAAUCAGGCCAAUGAGGAGCAACAAGAAAAAUGGCUGCCGCGUGCUUGGAAUUGCAGCAUCAUCGGUAGUUAUGCUCAAACGGAGUUAGGUCACGGCACGUUCAUCCGCGGCCUGGAGACGACGGCGACGUACGACGCAGCUGCCAAACAGUUCGUGCUGCACAGCCCCACACUCACCGCAUACAAGUGGUGGCCCGGCGGACUUGGUCAAACAGCAAAUUAUUGUAUCGUAGUAGCACAGUUGUACACAAAAGGUCAAUGCCAUGGCAUCCAUUCGUUUAUCAUACAAGUUCGAGAUGAAGAAACCCAUAUGCCUUUGCCUGGAAUAAAGAUCGGUGAGAUUGGCGCGAAAUUAGGCUUGAAUGCAGUUAACAAUGGAUUCUUAGGUUUCGACAAUUAUAGAAUACCAAGGACUAAUAUGUUGAUGAAACAUGCACAAGUUUUAGAAGAUGGUACUUACGUAAAAUCUCGGCACAGCAAGUUGAAUUACGGUGCCAUGGUAUUUGUGAGGGUGGUCAUAGUGUUUGAUAUGGUCAACUAUUUAUCCAAAGCAGUUACGAUCGCAACCAGAUUCUCAGCAGUGCGAAGACAAUGUCAAUUAAAAGCCGGGGAAACCGAGUGUCAGAUCCUGGAUUACGUGACGCAGCAGCACAAGCUGUUCGUGAGCAUAGCGGCCGCUCACGCGUUUCGUAUCACAGCCAACAAGCUCUGGCUAACAUUCAACGAAGUCAAUGAACAGCUCGUUGAGGGUAACUUGCAGCGUUUGCCUGAAUUACACGCACUAGCGUGCUGUUUGAAAGCAGUGACGACAGCUGACACGGCGGCUUGCGUGGAGCGCUGUCGGCUGGCUUGUGGUGGCCACGGCUACAUGAUGUCUUCCAGCUUGCCGCUCACAUACGGCCUUGUGACUGCUGCUUGUACCUACGAGGGAGAGAACACUGUUCUUCUUCUGCAGACUGCUAGAUUUUUAGUGAAGACUUAUCAACAAUUAGACUCGAAGGCCCUAACGCCGACGGUGGCGUAUCUGAAAUCGGCAGCAGCGGAAAGAUUUUGCGAUGGUUGGUCAAACACGACGGAAGGAAUCAUUCGCGGCUUUCAAGUAGUCGCCAUGAGGAAGAUAGCACACUGUGUUACAGUUAUGACAAACAGGGUUAGCAGAGGAAUGUCAUUUGAAGAUGCUUGGAACAUGACAUCAGUGCAGUUGGUUGCCGCGGCUGAAGCACAUUGUAGAGUAAUUAUAAUGUCUGCAUUUAACGAAGAGGUGCAGGAAAUGUCUAGAACAGUGUCGCCACAGUUGAAGGAAGUUCUUCACCAGCUCGUAGAUUUAUAUUGCACUUAUUGGGCAUUGGAAAAACUAAGCGAUUUACUCUUGUACACUCCAAUUUCUCAAAAUGAAGUUGAAUCAUUACGUUUGCGUUACGAAGAGACGUUGACAAAUUUAAGACCGAACGCAGUCGGUUUGGUAGAUGCCUUUGAUUUACGAGAUGAAAUGUUGCAAUCAACAUUAGGGUCUUACGAUGGAAGAGUUUACGAGCGUUUGAUGGAGGAAGCUAUGAAGAGUCCGCUCAAUGCUGAACCAGUCAAUCACACCUUCCACAAAUAUCUCAAGCCAUUCAUGCAAGGCAAAUUGUGA
Papilio machaon (common yellow swallowtail) is the source of this 2163-nucleotide messenger RNA. Its product is annotated as probable peroxisomal acyl-coenzyme A oxidase 1. Gene Ontology annotation, cellular component: peroxisome. The coding region runs from base 163 to 2163 and encodes 666 amino acids. The record is from RefSeq and is a predicted model, not a curated record. Gene Ontology annotation, biological process: fatty acid beta-oxidation using acyl-CoA oxidase; lipid homeostasis. NCBI's taxonomy places the organism in Eukaryota, Metazoa, Arthropoda, Insecta, Lepidoptera, Papilionidae. Gene Ontology annotation, molecular function: FAD binding; fatty acid binding; acyl-CoA oxidase activity. The transcript has 13 exons.